Molecule: messenger RNA, 939 nt
Organism: Hemicordylus capensis (graceful crag lizard)
Lineage: Eukaryota; Metazoa; Chordata; Lepidosauria; Squamata; Cordylidae
Product: olfactory receptor 1052-like
Exons: 1
Coding region: 1-939 (312 amino acids)
Biological process (GO): G protein-coupled receptor signaling pathway; sensory perception of smell
Cellular component (GO): membrane
Molecular function (GO): G protein-coupled receptor activity; odorant binding; olfactory receptor activity
Source: RefSeq, a predicted model, not a curated record
AUGAUUAGAGAAAAUUCCACCCUGGUGACCAGCUUCAUUCUCUUUGGAUUAACAGAACAUUUGGAGAUGCGACCUCCACUCUUUGCCUUGUUUUUAACAAUCUAUACCGUCACUCUGGUGGGGAACCUUGGGAUAAUUGUAUUAAUCUGGCUAGAUCCCCAGCUGCACACCCCCAUGUACUUUUUCCUCAGCAGCCUGUCCUUUUUAGAUGCCUGCUAUUCUACCACCAUCACACCUAAUAUGCUAGUGAACUUUCUAAUAGGGAACAAAACUAUCUCAUAUGCUGCCUGCAUUACUCAAUACUUUUUUUUCGCAAUAUUUGCCACCACUGAAUUUUUCCUCCUGGCUGCCAUGGCAUAUGACCGAUAUGUGGCCAUCUGCAACCCUUUGCUUUACACUGCUGUCAUUACAAAGAGAAUUUGCAUAGGGCUGGUGGCAGGAUCAUACCUUUGGGGUUUGGUGAACUCACUGAUUCACACAAGUGGAUUGUUGAGAUUGUCAUUUUGUGGCUCCAAUGUAAUCAAUCACUUUUUCUGUGAUCUCACACCCCUCCUGAAACUAUCUUGCAGUGAUAUCUAUAUGAAUGAAAUGCUGAUAUUCACUUUUGGCAGCUUGUUUGAAAUGAGCACCUUGCUGAUCAUUAUUGUCUCUUACAUAUUCAUCCUAAUGGCUGUUCUGAGGAUUCACUCUGCUAAGGGGAGGCAAAAAGCAUUUUCCACCUGUGCUUCCCAUCUCACAGCUGUGGCCAUAUACCACGGGACCAUUUUGUUCAUGUAUUUCCGUCCCAGUUCCAGCUAUUCGCUUGACACUGACAAAAUGGCCUCUGUGUUUUACACUGUGAUAAUACCCAUGUUGAACCCCUUGAUCUACAGCCUGAGGAACAAGGAUGUGAAAUGUGCUGUAAGAAAGGUUAUUGGGAGAAAAGUAUUUUCUCAGUAA